This is a messenger RNA of Eutrema salsugineum, 480 nucleotides long. Its product is annotated as glutamic acid-rich protein-like. The transcript has 3 exons. Bases 1 to 480 code for a protein of 159 amino acids. The record is from RefSeq and is a predicted model, not a curated record. NCBI's taxonomy places the organism in Eukaryota, Viridiplantae, Streptophyta, Magnoliopsida, Brassicales, Brassicaceae.
AUGGCUCGGACGAGGACAACCUCCGCAAAACCUCCAACCUCCGCAAAACCUCCAUGUUUGGGUAAAGGAGGUCCACCGACCCUAAGCGAAUUACGCAAAAUGGUGAGGAGGCGGCAAGAGAAAGUGAAAGCCGACAACGACACAAGUGAUGACGAUACAAAUGUGGAGGUGAACAUCGAGGAAAAAGAGAAGAAAGAGAUUCCAAAAGACCAAGAGGAGGAGGAAGAAACGGACCACGAGAAGGAUGAAGUAAAAGACCAAGAGGAGGAGAAUCCGAAAGACCAAGAGGAGGAGGAAGAAAAGGAACAAGAGGACGAGGAAUUUGAGGACCAAGAGGAGGAGAAAGAAAAGGAACAAGAGGAGGAGGAAGGUGAGGAACUUGAGGAGGAGGAAAAUGAGGAACAAGAGGAGGAAGAUGAUGAGGAACAUGAGGAGGCGGAAGAUGAUGAUGAACAGGAGGCAGAAGACGAUGAUGAAUAG